CUCCGGCCCGAGGGAAACCCGGCCCCGCCGAGGGAUGUCCGGCAAGGCAGGCGAAGGCGCCGCUGGAGAGGAAGGGGCGCAAGCGGAUCAGGAGGAGGAAGAAGAGGAGGAGGAGGUGGUGGAAGUCCGGCUGGGCGAUCGCCGCUUCCCGCCGGUGCGCAAGAAGCGCCUGAUCGAGCAGAGCGAUUACUUCCGCGCUCUCUACCGCUCGGGCAUGCGGGAGGCGGCUGCGGGGGGCGCCGGGUUGGCGGUGCAGCAGCUGCGCGGCGGCCUGAGCGAAGCCGGCCUGGCUCGGGUGCUGCAGUUCAUCGAGACGGCGCGGCUGGCCCAGGAGGAGCCGCCCGAAGCCGGAGCGCUGGCCGAGCUGGUGGAGGCCGCCUCCUUCCUGCAGGUGACGCCGCUCCUGCGCCUGCUGCGCUCCCGGGUGCGGCUGCCCAACUGCCUGGAGCUGCAUCACCUGGCGCAGGUGUACGGGCUGCCCGAGCUGCGCGAGGCUUGCCUCGACUUCAUGGCCGGCCGGCUGCAUCAGCUGCUGGCCCGGCCCGAAGCUCGCCUGCCGUUCCUGUUGCCCGACGCCCUGGCGCGCCAGCUGCGCCAGCGCCGCCACCGGGGCCGGCCGGCUCUGCUUCUCCUGGGCAGCUUCCCGGACCGGCCGCCUCUGCUGCGCUACGAGGAGGAGAAGCGGCGCUGGGAGCCUCUGCCGCCCGCCGAGCCGCCCGCCGACCUGCUCCAGGUGCGCGGCUUCGGCUGGGCGGUGUUGGACAACUACUUGUUCGUGGUGGGAGGCUACCGGCCGAGCAGCCAGGAGAUCGCAGCCGCGCACCGUUACAACCCCUGGCUGAACGAGUGGCGCCAACUGGCCUCCAUGAACCAGAAGAGACCGGAAUCUGAAUAUCUGGGAAUAUUGCCCCAUCUCUGACAAGUGGACUAACUUUGAAACCUGUGGAAUGCACAUCCGCAAGCAGCAAAUGUUAUCAGUGGAGGAGACCAUCUACAUAGUAGGCGGCUGCAGCCACGACUUGGAUUCCAAUAAAAGAGCGGGUCA
Molecule: messenger RNA, 1045 nt
Organism: Notechis scutatus (mainland tiger snake)
Lineage: Eukaryota; Metazoa; Chordata; Lepidosauria; Squamata; Elapidae
Source: RefSeq, a predicted model, not a curated record